AUGAUAUUAGUUUUUGUUUUUUGUUUUUUAGUAUAAAUGAUUUGAGCUGGUAAAAACAAAUUAACUAAAGUCAGUAAAUAACAAGAUGAGCACGCAUUAUUAACGUCUAGGUAUAGUGUUCAGUCUGAGUGCGGAAAGGUUGGAGAACAAUUCGUAUAGCUAGUGUGAGAGAGAAACGGAAUGGAUCUUCCCACGUCAUGUGAUACUUUUGUGGUGUUGCCACCAUCAACAGCGCAAGGCUUUAUUGUGUUUGGUAAAAAUUCCAAUCGACCUUCUGGAGAAGUUCAAGAAGUCGUUUAUUUUCCUGCUGCUGAUUACCCAGCCGAUUCAAAAAUUCAAUGCACCUACAUCGAAGUAGAACAGGUGCCCCACACACAUUCUGUGAUCUUGAGCAAACCUGCUUGGAUGUGGGGUGCUGAGAUGGGAGCCAAUGAAUAUGGAGUUUGUAUAGGGAAUGAAGCUGUUAGAACCAAACUUAAUGGGCCUGAAGAUGAUGAAGAAAGACUUCUUGGAUCAGAUCUUGUAAGGCUAGGCUUAGAAAGAGCAACAACAGCUUUAGAUGCCCUUAAAGUAAUAACUGAACUACUAGACAAGUAUGGACAAGGAGGACCUUGCUCAGAAAGUGGACAUAUCAACUCAUACCAUAGCAGUUUCCUGAUUGUUGAUCGAAGUGAAGCUUACGUUUUGGAAACGGCUGGAAAAUAUUGGGCUGCUGAACAUAUUACCAGUGGACACAGAAAUAUAUCCAACACAUUGUCUAUUGGCACCAAGAUAGACCUCAUGCAUGAUCACCUUAAAGAAUAUGCUCAGAGCAGUGGACUGUGGGAUCCCAAUCAAGGGGACUUAAACUUCUGUCAAGUCUUUGGAGAUCACAAUGAAACAGACACGAAGAGAUUUAACUGUGGAAAGAACUUGUUGUCAAAGUUAUCAGCCUCUGGAGAGUUUGGGAUUUCUUCCAUGCUGACUGUGCUGCGUGAUUCGGACAGUGAAAUUUGUCGUGGACCAGUUCAUACGUACCCAACAGCUAGUAGCCAGGUUUCUGUCAUAACUUCUGUGAAUUCACCUCGUCCUUGCUGCCACUGGUUCACUGGAACCCCAGAUCCUUGUCACUCUAUUUUUAAACCUUUCAUCUUCUGCCCAAAAGUUCGCAUAUCUCCCCAUAUUCAAUCACCCAAGAUACCAGAGGAAGAAGAUCCUGCUAAAAUUCAACCACGUUUUCAAAAGACAGUCGAUCGUAGUCAUGUCUUGUAUAGAUACCACCAGAGGGCCUACUCGGUGAUGACGGGUGAUGGUGACGAAGGUGAGGAGCUGUGUAAAACCAUGCAAGAGUUGGAAUCAAAAUGCUUGCAGGAUAUGGAGAGAUUUCUGGAUAAUUUCACUCCUGAAAACUAUAGUGAUGCUGCAGACCUUUUUAAAGAUAUAGUAGAAUCUGAAAUAAAGUUUUAUAAGUAACUACAAGUAAGGAAGGGUGGGUUAAAAGUCAAACCUUAAGCAUUACCUUUUCUUUUCCUAUAGGGCCUUGCAAGUUUACUUAUUGCUAAGCAUUAUCAAAUAUACGUGCAUUUGGAUAAUUGAUCCCACUCCGAUUUUACAGCAGUGAUGUCCACACACACGCUUCUAACAGAUGGAACUAGCUAAGUGAUUAUUAGGUAUACAUAUACUCUAGUUGUUUCUGUUGCAUAAAGCUUCGUGUCCUGGUAGCAGUGCUUGUAGGCUGUUGAAUAAUCUUUUUGAGUCUGAAUAGUUACAAUGAAGUUAAUAUUUUGUCAAACCAGCCGUAUUACUACAUCAUCAACAACUUUGUAGUUUAAAUAUUGGAGGUGUUUGUGGUUACAAAUUUAUUUUGUAGCACAUUCUUAUCGUAGUGUUUUUAAAUUUGAAACUUCUUGCAGUGCGUGUGUGCUCACAUGUCUCACCUAGAAAAGUAUAUAAACUAUCUUUUUAUGUAUUAGCAGUGUUUCUUGUGGAUAUUUCAACACUGAAUACAAUACUCAAUCUGUGGUAGCUACAUAUUUCAGUACAUGUUUGUGCUAAAACACAGGAUUUCAUGUUAUGCAGUUUGUUGAAGAAUAAGUUUCAAGUAGUUUGUAUUUAAACUUUGUUAUAUGAUCAAACCACGUGAUUGUCGCAUGCUCUUUAAUGGUUGAAGAAGUUUCUAACUUUAACUCAUCCUAUAGAUCAGGUUCAACAACAUAACACAAUUUUUAGUUUGUCUUCAUAGUUGAUUUGAUUUUAACAGUUUGAAAACACUAUUUCUAAAUUCAUGUACUAGAGUCUACAAUCCAAAAUGAACCACAGCAAAGAGAAUACACUUAAAGUAAGAUUUCUCUUAGGUUUAUUGUCUGUAAUAUUUAAGAUAAAACCUGCAUAUUCUUUUAAUUUAGAAAAACAGAUUUUUGUAUUUACAUCCAGAAUUCAUAUCUUUCUAUUUCUUAAUGCUUUAAUGGGUCAUUAUUAAUUACCCUAGGUAACAAAAUUAAUUAGUAUCUUGCAUGCUUGUUUUUGAGUUUUUAUGGUGAUAUUGUGUGAUAUACUUGUAUAUUAUGUUUAACUUUAUUUCUGUGAUAUAUUUCUUUUUGUUUUAUAAUUACAAUGAAACUUUCCUUUGAGAAAUUAUAAUUUGAUACAAAAUCCUUAACCAUACAGAUGUUUUUCGUGAUACUUGCAAAGUUGGGUAGUUUCCAAGCAUAAGAAUAUGAUAUAUUUGUAUAUUAUGUUUAACUUUAUUUCUGUGAUAUAUUUCUUUUUGUUUUAUAAUUACAAUGAAACAUUCCUUUGAGAAAAAUUAUAGUUUGUUUUUCGUGAUACUUACAAAGUUGGGUAGUUUCCAAGCAUAAGGAUGUAGUUAGUUUUGUAAUAGAUUAACAAAAGAAUAAUAAUUGAAUAUACUUGCAUUAUGGCUUUAUUUACAAAUUUUUUCUUCUCUCUCUCUCUCUCUCUCAAAGUAAAAGUUUACUGACUCAAUUUUCAUCUUACCUUAAAUAAAUUCCACAAUAUUUUUAACAAACUGUAAUAAUGAUAAUGUUUAAAUUUGGGUUCAGCCUCUGUAGUUCAUUAUCGUAUACCUUGCUUUUUUUUUAUUAGUUAUUUAGUCCACUUUUUAUACUUAAUGUAUGGGUUGUGGACAUUGAAAUUUAAACUGAUAAUAAGGUAUUGUUCUUCUAGUGACUUCAUAAAACUGAUCUAAUGCUCUAUCAGGAUCCAUAUUCAACCAACUUUCCACUAUAUUUGUGUAAUGUUAGUAAACUUAAAUGGGGGUGGGUCUGCUUUAAGUGACAAAAUCUUUAACUUUUUCUGACUUUCUUUUUUUUUGUUGUCGUUGUUGUUUGCUAACUGAAGAAAGUUAUUGUGCUACCCAAUUAUAAUCGUAUUGGUAAAACAUCUCAAGCUUUAAUAAAUGCUGGGGUUUUGUGUUGCUCAUUGUCAUAUUUUGUUAUACUUUAAACAUGCUGCUGUAAAAUAAAUUUAUGAAUUACGGAUUAUUGUUAUCAUAUUUAUUUAAUAACAAUUGAUUAAUGUAAACGUUUUUCAUCUUAACACUUGUCACUGGAGGUAAAUUUUAUGUAGUAUAUUUUUUAGUCUUGAGAGUAAAAUUCUCGGUACUGGUCCGUAACUGUGCUAACAAUUUACAUUCCUUUUAUCCUAUUUGAACAAGUGGUAUCAGUUGAUUGUAUAAAACUAUGAAAGACAGUUUAAUAGUGUUUUCAUACAAAGGUAUAACUCUCCAUGCAAGUAGAAAGAGUGAUAAUAAAGAAAAAUGUGAAGGUUAGGUUAAAAUGAUAAAUUUCUAAAUUUUAUCUUCCAUGAAGAAAAACUUUUUUAUUGAUUACUUAAUUCAGUAUACUAUUUCAUUAGUCAAUUAGAAUUAUUGAUAAAACUCGUGCAUUUUUUACCUACUUCAGUGCAAUCCUACAUCUUUAAAUGCUCUGAACAGUGAAAACCAAAGAAUUUAACACAGUCCUCAUACACACAAGUCUAGAGUUUUGAUUUAUUGAAAAGCUAAGUUUUUUUUGAGAUAAAUAUUUCAGUAAUAUAUGAGAAAAGAGAGCUGUUCUCUUACAGUGUUAAGUCAAUUUUUUUUUUUUUAAAGUGUAAAGAAAAAUAAAAUAACCUGUUCUGAGGAGUAUGUAAUGCCCUAGUUCAGGAUGUACAAUAAUCGGGGGAUAUUUUAGUCAGAGUAGUAGGUAUGUGUAUUUAUUUUCAUGUUUUAUUUAUUGUUUACUGUACACAGCUAAAGAUUACCAUGUAAUACCAGAUAAUAUUGUGUAAUGUUGUUUUUGGAAAAAUACUUAAUCUGCAAUGCAAACUAAAAUUAUUUCUCUCUGUGUGUCACUUUAUAAUGGAAAUGAUUAAAUAAAUAACAUUCAAAAGUUAACAGAUUUACAGACAUAUAUUACUUCUGUCUUCUCCUACAACAGUUUUAUGUUCUUAUCAUAUGUUAUUUUCUGUUAUUUGUUUGCAAGCUUUGUUACUGUUUUGUGGUAUAAUAUUAUUGCUUAUUUCAUGGUCUGGUAUAUUUACAGUUUAUUGCUUUAUUUUUUAGUUCUUUACACCUACACCAUGAAAUAAAGCAAAAUGUUUUUUUAAAUUAAUAAAGAAUUCUGCAUAAAUUGUAUAGUCUGU
This is a messenger RNA of Limulus polyphemus (Atlantic horseshoe crab), 4623 nucleotides long. Its product is annotated as secernin-1-like. Gene Ontology annotation, biological process: proteolysis. NCBI's taxonomy places the organism in Eukaryota, Metazoa, Arthropoda, Merostomata, Xiphosura, Limulidae. The coding region runs from base 181 to 1452 and encodes 423 amino acids. Gene Ontology annotation, molecular function: dipeptidase activity; cysteine-type exopeptidase activity. The record is from RefSeq and is a predicted model, not a curated record. The transcript is spliced from 9 exons.